Molecule: messenger RNA, 1104 nt
Organism: Rotaria socialis
Lineage: Eukaryota; Metazoa; Rotifera; Eurotatoria; Philodinida; Philodinidae
Source: the annotation of a GenBank genome assembly
AUGGUAAUGCAUCUGUAUCACUGGGGAAUCAUUUAUGAUUCUCAGACCAAUAAACGAAUAAAAUGUCAUGUACCAAGCAAAAUUGUAGUAAGUCAACGAAUAGAAGGCAAUUUUGAACAAGUAGCAUGUGGUACGAAUUUUACUGUUGCCUUGGGUUCCAAUCACCGUGUAUAUGUCGUCGGUGAUGAACCUAAAUAUGGUCGACUUGGCCAAUGUGAUGACCAAACAAUAGUACCAACAUUAACUUUAGUCAAAGGUAAUAUUCCUCCGAUAGGUUUUAUCGCAUCUGGACCAUCAACAACUAUUUUAUUAGCUAUGGAUAAAAGAGAAUUAUGGGGCUUUGGAAAAGGUAUAGGCUGUGUCGCAAAACAAAUCCUGCAAAGUGAUCAGAUAAUAACGCAUUGUUGUUGUAGUGAAAAUUCACUAACUGUUGUUAUCGGUGGUAGUGAAAUAAAAGAACGACGUUUUAAUCGAGAUGGCUUUACGACAGAAUGGGUUUCUAUUUAUCAGUUGCCUGAUGCUAAUGAUAGAAUUCAGCACAUCGAUAUUGGUGCAUCUGUAAAUGGAUUUGUUACAGAGCAAGGUCAUGUUUAUUUAUGGGGACCUACCGUUCCUUAUGGGAAGGUUUCGAGUGAAGAGAAUUUUCGAAAUGUGUCGAUUGAUAAUCCAGUACAACGAGAUUUAAGAACUGACAAUAACGAACGACCAUUACAAAUAUCAUGUAGCCGCGGGCAAUUUCAUGCUCAUGUUUUAUUGCUUACCGAACAAGGAUCUAUUUAUUCGAUGGGCUCAAAUUAUAAGGCAAAGUUAGGUAUUGAAUCAAAUCAAUUAUUUACCGGUGAAUGGACACUAAUUGAAUCAACACGUUCAUGCCCAUUUAAAAGGAUAGCUUCAGGUGGAAUUCAUUCAAGUGCACUAUCAAACGAUGGCCGUGCUUUUACUUGGGGCUGUGGGUCAGACGGUCGCUUAGGACAUGCCGAAGCGCAAGGCCAUCGAUAUCUCUACAAAGAGCAUGAACCAAGACCCAUUGAUCUUUUUAAUAAUCAGCAAGUGGCAUCAAUUGCUACUUCGUAUUAUCAUAUGGCUGCGAUUGUUGUUCAAUAG